AUGCUCUUUCUUCCCCUUGAGACCAGAUACGUCACAGUAGGAACAGAUGCAAACCAACAAGAACCUGCCCACUGGAGUAGGAUACUUAUAGCGCUUGCAAUCGCCUUUGUACUGGUGACCACUAUCUCAUUUCUUCUCCGAUUAUACAGCCGACGAAAGACGACCUGGAAACCGGCUCUCGAGGAUGUCUUUAUGGGAAUUGGUAUUGUUUUCUCAUACUUGCUUAGCGCAUGCGUCAUAAUCGCCGCUUUAAACGGUGUGGGAUACAAUAUCUGGGCAUUACCCCGGCAAACGCAGGGACGGGUUUCACUCAUAUUCUGGCUUGGACAAAAAUUCUGGGUACUCGCCCACGUCUUCGUGAAAAUCUCCAUUAUCUUUCUAAUUCGCCGCUUACUAUCUAUCGUUGGACCCUGGCAGGAGGUCACAACCGGAUUGAUAGUCUUCACGGUAGCAUGGGGCAUCACAGCCAUCGUCGGUAAUGCUCUACAAUGCUUGCCGCCUCGGUACUUCUGGAUAAGGACCAUUGACGGCAAAUGCAACGACAAUCAAGAGGCGUUUGCGAUUACGAUGGGGUCUUUGGCCCUUGCAGAGGAUGUGGUUCUUCUGGUUAUACCGAUUGUGAUUGUAUGGCGAAUGAAGCUUGCUCGGCCUGAAAAGAUCCGCAUUACGAUUUUGUUCGCUUUUGGAGGGUUGGUGUGUAUAUUUGGUAUAUUGCGCGUUGUCGAGUUGGUUAAUUACCAAACAGACAAUCUGACUGGUAGGUUGACUCCAGGCCUGGAGAUUAUCCUUGCUAAUGAGCUCGACAGCUAG
Messenger RNA from Penicillium atrosanguineum, 810 nucleotides. RefSeq names its product glutathione S-transferase. Bases 1 to 810 code for a protein of 269 amino acids. Lineage: Eukaryota; Fungi; Ascomycota; Eurotiomycetes; Eurotiales; Aspergillaceae. The record is from RefSeq and is a predicted model, not a curated record. The transcript has 4 exons.